GAGGAGUCGUGUUCUGCGUCACGUUUCAAUAGUCAUAAUACGCAGCGUUUCGUUUUCUUAGUACUUAGCAGACGUCAUAAUGUUUGAAACGAGCGCUUUUGUUUGUUUGGCCCUCGCAGCUGUCGUCUCAGCCACAAACGUGAGACAAUGUCCAGGAAAAUCAGUCCCCGAGUUGAGUAAGGCGGUCCAGUUACAUGAAUGCAUUAAACUACCUUGCGUUCUAAAGAAAAAUACAGAUCAACAUAUUGUAAUUAAAUUUACACCAGAAAAAGAUGUCUUGGAUUUAAAAAACAGUGUGAGUGCGAAAUUAUUUGAAAUAGACCUACCUUUUAUUGGUGUAGACGGAACGUCUGUCUGCGACAAGAUACAUACAGAAGAUGAUCAGAAAUCAGGAUGUCCGCUCAAAGCGGGGACCAACUACAUCUAUAAAGACACCUUUCCUAUUCUCAGUAUUUACCCAUCAAUUCAAGCGGAAGUAACAUGGGCUUUAAAAGCUGAAGAUAAGGAUGUGAUUUGUUUUAGAGUACCUGUUAAGAUUUCUUAAGUUCUUAAUUUGAUUUAUACAUAAUUAUUAAUGAUUUAGGAAGGAUUUAGUCCUGAUAGUUUAUUUAGAAUUAAUAUGAUAUGUUUGAACAGUUGAUUGAUGAAUUGAUUGAUGAUCAAAAGUCUGUUUUUAUUUUUGACUUGGUCCACUUAUUCUAUUUUAGACAUCAUGCAAAUCGUUUUUCUGCUCUGUGCUAUUCAUGUAAUAUUUGCGGAAUUAGCAAAUCUUGUUGCUAAUCAUUAAACGAAUAAAACAAUACAUUAUGGA
Molecule: messenger RNA, 811 nt
Organism: Bombyx mori (domestic silkworm)
Lineage: Eukaryota; Metazoa; Arthropoda; Insecta; Lepidoptera; Bombycidae
Product: ML-domain containing secreted protein
Biological process (GO): sterol transport
Molecular function (GO): sterol binding
Source: RefSeq, marked provisional